Messenger RNA from Phalacrocorax carbo (great cormorant), 10663 nucleotides. NCBI's taxonomy places the organism in Eukaryota, Metazoa, Chordata, Aves, Suliformes, Phalacrocoracidae. The record is from RefSeq and is a predicted model, not a curated record.
CGGCCGCAGUCGGGGUGUCUCGCGCUGGGUGACAGCUCGCGCGUGCUGAUGAUGGCGGGCUUUGAAGCUGUGCUGCCUCACAAUGAAGACUUAAGCAGUAAUUAAAUUCUCGAAGAACCGCCAAGACUCCUUCGGCUGAAAUGGGGAUGUUCCGGGCCCUGGUUGCUGCGUCGCGGAGGAAAGGAUAUUUAAACAUGACUCCGUCAAAGCAGCGAAGACUUCUGUAAGACAUGGAUAGAUGCAAACAUGUUGGGCGGCUACGACUCGCCCAGGACCACUCUAUCCUGAACCCCCAGAAGUGGCACUGCGUGGACUGCCAGACAACUGAAUCUAUCUGGGCUUGUCUGAAGUGCUCCCACGUAGCCUGUGGGAGGUACAUCGAGGAGCAUGCACUUAAACACUUUGAAGAAACCAGGCAUCCAUUGGCAAUGGAAGUUAAUGAUCUGUAUGUCUUUUGUUACCUUUGUGAAGAUUAUGUCUUGAAUGAUAACCCGGAGGGUGAUUUGAAAUUGCUGAGAAGUUCUCUGUCAGCAAUUAAAAGUCAAAAACAUGAUCCGUCAACGAGAAGUGGCAGGACAUUGCGAUCAAUGGCUUUGGGAGAGGACAUGUGCAGUCAUCAAAGGAGCCCUCAGGGACAAUCUCAGAUGCUUACAGCUCUCUGGCACAGGCGUCAGUCCUUGCUUGCAAAGGCGUUGCGGACCUGGUUUGAAAAGAGCUCUAGAGGCCAGCUAAAAUUAAAAGAAAAGAAAGAACUGGAGGAGUUGGAGAAAAAGAAGGAGGCAGCUAGGCAGCGGCGGCAGGAGGUGAAGAGACAACUCCUGGAGGAGCUGGCAAACACUCCUCCGAGGAAGAGUGCAAGGCUGUUGUCUCACGUGCACAGAGAGAACUUGAUUCCAAGGAAAUUCAGGGAGGUGGCGACCGCUUCCCCUACCUCAAGGCAGAUGCAGAGCAGCAGAUUCAAACAGUUUUAUUCCAUCCGGCGUAAGCCUCUGAUGACUCCCGGGGUAACGGGUCUAAGGAACCUGGGAAACACAUGUUACAUGAAUUCUAUUCUGCAAGUGCUAAGUCACCUCCAGAAAUUUAGAGAAUGUUUUUUGACACUUGAUCUCUGUGAAACAGAAGAACUCUUAGCUAAAACUGUGAAUGGGAAGUCUAGGAUGCCUGGCAAAUUGGCAAAUGGGUCUGCUGCUAAUGAGUCAGGGAAGACUGACAAAGUGGGAUCAUACGGCACACAGAGCUUGCCAGCUGGCUUAAAUGGUGGCUCCUCAAUAAGCAGGAGUUUAGAACUAAUACAACCCAAGGAACCAAGUUCAAAGCACAUCUCCCUCUGUCACGAAUUGCACACCCUCUUCAGAGUGAUGUGGUCUGGCAAGUGGGCGCUCGUGUCGCCCUUUGCCAUGCUGCACUCUGUGUGGAGUCUGAUCCCGGCAUUUCGAGGUUAUGAUCAGCAGGACGCUCAGGAAUUUCUCUGCGAGUUGCUGGAUAAAGUACAGCAGGAGUUGGAGUCGGAAGGAACGAAGCGCAGGAUCCUUAUUCCUUUCUCACAGAGGAAGCUCACCAAGCAGGUCCUGAAGGUGGUGAACACCAUUUUUCAUGGGCAGUUGCUUAGUCAGGUCACCUGCAUAACAUGCAACUACAAAUCCAACACCGUUGAGCCCUUUUGGGAUCUUUCCCUGGAAUUCCCCGAGCGCUAUCACUCUAUCGAGAAAGGGAUCAUCCCUGUUAAUCAGACAGAGUGCAUGCUGACAGAAAUGUUGGCCAAGUUCACCGAGACCGAAGCUCUGGAAGGGAGGAUAUAUGCGUGCGACCAGUGCAACAGCAAACGGCGAAAGUCUUCUCCAAAACCUCUUGUUCUGAGUGAAGCUAAAAAGCAGUUAAUGAUCUACAGACUACCUCAGGUCCUCCGACUGCACCUUAAACGAUUCAGGUGGUCUGAACGUAAUCACCGUGAGAAGAUUGGGGUCCAUGUCCUCUUUGACCAGGUAUUAAACAUGGAACCUUACUGCUGCAGGGACUCUCUCUCCUCUCUUGACAAAGAGACCUUUGUCUAUGACCUCUCCGCUGUGGUGAUGCAUCACGGGAAAGGGUUUGGCUCAGGACACUACACAGCAUAUUGCUACAACACAGAGGGAGGUUUUUGGGUCCACUGCAAUGACUCCAAACUGAAUGUAUGUAGCGUGGAGGAGGUGUGCAAAACCCAGGCCUACAUUCUUUUUUACACUCAAAGAACAGUGCAGGACAAAGCAAGAAUCUCAGAAAAACAACUCCAAGCUCAGGUGCCAUCCAAAAAUAGCGAUAAGGACCGAAGACUGACAUUCCCGUGAUGGGGAGCUCUGUAACUCAAUCAGCAGUCUCAGUUUGGGUUUUUGUUCGGGUUUUUUGUUUUUGUUUUUUAUUAAAACCAUUGGCGUCACAUCUUUCCUCUUUGUAGGAAAAAAAAAGGCUCGCUGCAGGAAGAGAAUCAGAUCAUGACGUUUGCCGCCCAGGGUCUGGAAAAGCAUAUGGAGCUGUGCAAUUCUGACGCAUAAGAUUGUAGUCAGAAUCUCAUUUUUAAAGCAUCUUGUUGUUAAAUUAUGCUCACAAAACAAAAUGAGAAAGCUUGAUGCUGUAUAUCAUUCAUCUCAUAUCAAAAAGGAAUUCUGUAAGGCGUGUAACAAAUGAGCAAAACCAGGAAAUAGAAGCAUUCAACUGGCUUCAAAAACCUUCAGUACCUAGUAAUGCUGAUAAAACUCCAGAAGGAACAGGUAUAGUACCCUCCCCUUUAAUCACCAUUCACGUUUCCAGGGUUUGAAUCACACAGUCACCCAGGCAUUUAUUUAGCCAGUUGUUGGAUAGGUGGAGUUGCCUGCCCUGAGAGCCGUUCUUGCUGGAGAAAUGUUUAACAUUCUUCUACCAGAGAAAAUAUUCCCCCAGGCCUCAGCUAUCUCUGUGAUAUCAAUUUCUUUGCCAUCGGUUGAGGGCAAACCUGCGGCUGGCAAGCUUUGUCAACAGCUGUUUUUCUCAGCAUUACUGGGGCUGUGUGCACACUUGAUGGCUUAUUCUCUGGGCUGAACUGAAUUGGCAGCUAAAUCCACUAGGAAUGUGGUUUUUAAACACAAAACAGAACUGUUGUAAAAACACAAAACCCUGUAAUAAUACAGGAAUGCACCUGUGUGUCAUAUCUGUUUACAGUGGCAGCAAAAACAAAGCCUGUGCUACAGGCUUCUGCUGGCAUAACUUUGUCAUCAGGAUUAUAAAGAAGUCUAAGCCCUGGCUUGCACAGCUGUGACAGCAGAAGCGUGGAGGCAUCUUACACUGGCAAACUAGCACUUUUACAAGUGUGGCUUGUUUUCCUCAGGGGAGCGGGGUGGUGGUAGUACCACGAGGGUGGGAGACAGAGCUAGCUUCUGUUAUUGCUUCUGUAAUGGAAAUACUCAUUAAUUGUGGUUGUCACACGAGGCCCAGACUAACCGCAGGCGGUGAGGUUGCACAGGUGUAGUGCGCAGAAUUCACCUGUGAAGUCUUUAUUUCUGCUGGGACAUGAAGGGACAGAAUGUAGUUAAAUCUCAAAUUCCAUACUGAGUCUGAAAGGUUAUAAAAAUGUCUGUAUCUGUAAUCAUCUUGAUUUUAGAAUUCUGUGAGAAACACAGGGCCUUAGUUGACUAUUUAUGGUCACUUCUCCGCCUACAGUUGCACCUCAGGUGUUUUUAUAAUUUGGGGUUUGGCUGUUCACGUUUCAUGUUUUAAUCAAAUCUGAAUAUGUAACUGCAAAGACAUACGAUGUCCUUCAAUCUUGAGGGUUUGGGUUUUUUUUUUUAAGUGGUUAAAGGUGAAGUAAUCUAAAAUAUUAGGUCCUUCAAAACAACUGGUUCCAUUUUCGGGCAGAGAAGUUCUGAAAGCGUGUUCCUCUUCCUCCCUCUUCUCCUCUUAUUGUCAGCAUUUGCCCCGCAGACACACACUGACAAUCCUGCGUUGUUGUUGCAGGGGGUGAGGAGGUAAGCUUCCCAAAUACUAGUCCUCUCUUUUUUCACUGCCGCUACUGUGACUUUUAAUCUCCUGUCCUAUGGGCAAAUUGGUCUCUCUCACUUCGGCUGCCGUUAAUCGCUUCAGCAAACAAGAAACUUCUAUUUUGUUGGACCGAGGUCUCCUCUGCCCUUAAAGGUUCCCAUUUCUUGUAUGUCUGAGCAACAUGCUGGUUUCUGAGCCUACAAAACCUGUCUUUUUGACAAUUGGGUGUAACUUUGAGAUCAUAUGCUGUUGUUUUUUUGGACGUAAGACGGUUCAGAACAGUCCUAUGGGAACUGAUUAAAAAGUUUUAGGUUUGGUUCCUAAAUGUAGCAGGGUCUGGAAGGAUUUCUUUCUGCUGACAGCAGGGGAAGCAGAGUUAACUUCAGCACAGGUAGAAGCUGACAUUCCUGAAAGAAUCAAAAUCAAGCUUUUGAGAUUAUCAGAUAAAUGAUGGAUUCUUUUUAGAGUAAAACUUAUGCUCUGUGAAGACUCUGUGUCUCAAAAGGAAAAUUAAAGGAAAAAUAGUGCUUAACAUUGCCUUUUUAAUCUAAGAGGUGGAAAGGAGAACAUAUUUUUCUCAUGCAUCUGUCCUUCUAGGCCUGUCCAGCCUUUAAGAGGAUUAUACUCUCCUAAGUGACAGUCGUGGUUUACUAUGGUGCAUUCACUUUCUGAGUCCCCUAGCCAUGCUGGCCCUGUUUAUAUAAAAAUUCAAUAGAAAGGCAAACCGUAACGCAGCAUUAGUUGUUUCUGCAGUGAGCCGAGACUCUUCGCUCUGAACACUCAUCUUUUGACUGAGUGUUUUCAUUAAUAUAUGAAUUCAGGUGGUAAUACGGUUGUCACGCAAAUCGAGUGGGUUGCAGAGGGGAGUGGGGAGCUGGGAGCCUACCUGUAGCCAUUGCGGCAUCUGGUUGCCCGAGCAGAUUUUGUAGCUUUUACUGGUGACAUCUUUUGACAUCAGUGGCCUCUCCAUGUGACGUUAGCCUAGUUGUGCUGAGAUGUGGAGAUACUGCAGUCAGAAAAACGAUUGCCCUGAUAGGGAAAGAAUGAAUUAUACUUCAAAGUAAAAAAACUUGCUUUUUCCAACACUGUGAGGUUUCUGUAAUAUUUAGCUUUUAUUUGGAAGCGAUAGCGUAUAGCAUUUUUUAUGCUGUUUGGUUUAUAUUUGUCUACUGCAGGCUUCUUUAUAUGAGCAUAGCCCAGUGCUCCCUCCAUGGUGGACACUGUUUUAUAGUGUCCUGUUUGCCAGAAAUUCUGAUUGGAAGUUACCUCUCUGCAUCAGUAAGAUCAAAAUACUACUUGCAGUGACAGUGAAGCCCGCUUAAGCGCAUGCCUGACAAAGGGUAUCUGUAAAGCAAAUUUUGCCCCUCCUUUAAUGGUGUGGCUUCAAACCCUGCUAACAUGCUGAUGCGUAUUGAGAAUAAUUACAGGUUUGGGCUCUGCUUUUGCAAAUACACAGGCAGGUGAUGUGACUGAACUCGUGCGCAGAGUUCAGCGGUCAUAGUCGUGAGUUGCAAGCUCAGUGGCUGCAACAUAAAAGCCAUUAUUUUGGUACACCUGGCAGCAGAAUUGGUUUCUCUGUGUGCUGGGAUUCCUGUCUUGUAGCAAGGAGUCAGUUGCCUUGAGGGAUGCUCAGAGCAAGCGUGAGGUUCUCUGCACCUUGCAGGUUCUUAUCUGAAGGCAUCGGAAGGCACUGCAUGCUGGCAGAGCGUCAGCCGCGUGAGUGUGCAGCCUUUGGGACAGAACUGUUCCCAGCACAUCCUUAUGCGUGCAACUUCUAAAUAGAUCAGCGUUCCUUAAUUUUUCAUUUUUAAAAUGAAGAAUCUUAAUGUAUUCAUGGCCAGGUAUGAUACAGCAUCUGCUGCAGUUGUUGGAAAACACUUUAUUUUAGCUAACUUUAUUCCACCAGCAAGUCAAUUACAUAAAUUUGCCUUUAUGCUAUCACUUUACUGUCCGCGUUCCCAAGUUAAACUAUGCAUGCUGCAAAAACAGUUUCUCUGCAAAGCACUGAAAAGCCAAUUUUUUUCCCCCAUUAAUUCUGACCAGAACAGUUCUCUGGUCUGGCUUUGAAGUUGUUAAUGUGAGGCAGCAAAUGGAAUAAUGCGUAUUAAAUGCUUGACGUCAAACUUUUCUGAGUGACAGUACCACCCCCACUUACUUAGGGACUUCCAAAUGGUUUUUGAGUGUAAGAAUAGAAUUGGAAAUGGUAAAAGCAUUCAGUGUGUCCUAUGGACUCGCUAUCGGGAGGGGUUUUUGCUUUUAGAAGGCAAGGCUUCUAGCAUAAAAAUUGUCAUGGUGGUAAUAUAGAAACUCUUUUAUUGAUUGUAACAUCCCCAGGCCUGAAUAUGCUUAAUUGCAUCCCAUUGAGAGAAACUAAUGAAACUUCUGGCUCUUGCCAGAUUACCCCGGGAUGAGCUCCAGCGGAAGAAAAUGGUGUUGCAGAAUGAGAACUACGUAAGCAAGAGACAAGGAGAUUUGUUUUACCUGCCAAUACAGUUUUGUGAACUAAUUUUGUAAGAUUCCUUAGAUCUGGUGCCUUGUAUCCAAUAACAUUUUGCAUGGGACAGAAACGUUGAGAAAUAAGUCAUGAAUUCCCCCCUCCUGACUGAAGAAGCAGAUUUGUGUAUUCUCUCACUGACAUUUUUGCAUUUCAUAGCUGUAUGUGAAUUAAGUUUACCAGCAAGCUCAGAAGCUAGUAUUUCAGCAUUACAUGUUUGAAAUCUCUGUAUUUGUAAUAACUCAAAUAACAGCUUGUUCAAAGACAGAUUAGAUUUGGCUUCUUAGAUUUUCUUAUGUCAUCCAGGCCCUCCCAGUCAGGUCAGUAAGUUGACAUCUGUCAGAGCAUGUAGCACAGAGCAAGGAUUAAAACCUCCAGUGGGGUUUUUGGUGGGGUAGCUGUAGGUUUGGGAAACACUUUCUGGUACAAACCUAAUGACAAUUGCUGGUUUAGAAAAGAACAAAAUACGGUUCCCAUUGUCAGGGCAGCGUUUGCCCAGGUUUCUUCUUAGUGGCCUAGCAAAUACUUCCACACGUGAGCAAAAGGAUUCAGUGGCAAUGCGUGCAUAAAUUUAAUAUGCAAUAGAGUUGCAUAAGGUGGCCGAGUGUCCCUUCUUGCAAGUAAAGAGUAAAAUCCAAGCUCCAGCUCUGAACACUGCCUUUUUGUGUGCCUCUGAUCCCUUCAGCAGGUUUGAGAUUCGAUUGGAUGGACUUAGGUUGAGAAUUGAUUGCCUGUGGGAAUAUUAAACCGCAAUUCAGUGGGUUUUUUGCCAUCUAUUACAUUAAUAUUGAUACCCGUUUACUGCAGAUGGAAAUGUGAAGCAUUCUAGCAAUUCUAAAUUUGUAAGCCCCUGCUUAAUUGAUCAGAAGUUAGUUACCUGCACCAACUAGUGAUUACUUGUCCGAGUUGAUUUUAGGGGUAUGCCUUAAGGCUGUUCCUUCUGUUGUACUGAUCUAUAUUUUGCGUGUAUGGGCUCUGCUUGCUUAAACGAUACUGGGCCAAAAUAUUUUCAAAAGAGUUCUUAAGUCUUAAAAAUGAGCUUUGCAAUGUACACCUCCAAAGGGCAGGGGGUAGAGGAGGAAGGGGAAAAAAAAGACCAGCCCGAUGGGCCCGUGACUGACUUUAACCACCAUUAACUGUUUGUUGUUCUGAAGCUUGUGCACGGUACAGAAUGCAUUGCGGUUACAGCAAAGUGCUGCACCCUUCGGGCUCUUCUUCAACGGCCGUACUACUGAUUUUGUGCAGGCUGGGGGUAGGGAAGGAGUUGGGAUGAAUGGAACAACCAGUAAAAAGAAAGCCAAUCCAACCACAGCAAUGACUGCUCUAAGUUUAGGAAAGACAGGAAGCAUCUGAUAAGGGGACCUUGCGUCUUGCAAGGUUGCGUGUUUUGCAGGCAGAGACGUUCACCAAGCCCAAACACAGUCUCAUUAGCAGCAAGCUCCUACUGUUUUGCGGCACAGACUUUCUCUGGUCAGUAGGCUCAUAUGGGCGAAACAAAUGGUGCUUUUCCAUUAGAUAUUACAGUUCUUAAGGAACAGUGUCCCAAAUUCACAAGUUUUAGAAAGGAGCUACCUACUGAAAGCCCGCAACAUCACUGUAAAUGCUUUGCAUAACAGGAGGCGAGAAAGGAGAUGAUACAGUUGAUGAUUUUACCUAAUUUGAUUCGUAAUUUUUGGUUUUGAUAACAUCCUUCCAAUAGAGGUGGCAGGUGGUGAAUUUGUUUGGUUUUUUUCCCAUGCUGAAGUGCUGUGCCAUGGACUUGUCAAACUAGGACUUGGUGGAAUCUGGAGUGAAGCCCUCCUCUUGUUUCUGUUCCUGCUUUACAGCCGCUUUCUGUGAGAGCGUGUCUGUGUGGGAACGUGGGGCUUCUCGGUGUUGCUCCUGCUAAAGAGGAACAACCACAUCCCUUCAACGUGGGCAGGGUUAAGUGUAAAGUACUUAGGCUAGCCUUAUUUCCUUAGCUAACCGUAUCUGUACCAUGGGGAUAAUUUGUACUGCUACAACUGCAUUAGUACGAAUGUGUGCGGCGUUGGUGGCUAGGCAAGGUUACGAUAGCAGGGCCAGGCUAGAGCUUUGCACGUGAAUAGUGUCACCGCAAGCUCCUGGAGCACCGCUGGAUGGAAUCGGUAGCCGAGAAAUUAGGAUAACCCCUGUCAGGCUCCUCCUCUUUCACACAGCGCAGUGUUUGGCUGCCUAACUAACUCCACACCUCUGAUUUAGGAACAGUGUUUUCAUAGCAAGUGUCAUCUUCACUCUCCUUACGUUAAUUAAAUGACGUAAGUAGGCCUGGCCCUUAAGGCUAUUUCCUACUGCUACAAGAAGAACCACAUAUUUCCAUGUGAAAACCAAGUUUCUGCCUAGUUUAUCAGAUGUGCCAACUACAGUAACUUACCACUGGCAACCUGGAGCCCACACAAAAGAGAACUAGAUCCUGUUUUCCCCUGUUUAACUUCAGCUUUGGUUAAGCAAUCGCAAACUCUUCAAGCCACAGCCUUCUAUACAUCUAAUGAGCAGUUUACAGGACAGGAACAAAUGGAUAUGUUUGUUUCCAGUAGGAUUUUUUUUUACAGGUCUGCCUUUCCAUAAAACAAACUUAAACGCAGCUUAGAAACGUCAAACGGCUUCUCCAAGGAGCGCUGCCCACACGAGCUCCCUUAAGGUGCGAUGGGCUUGGGCAGGAUGCUGCCGUGCAGACCCUGCUUCUGCUAAUGCCCUGGAAGCUUCACUCUUGACUUGAGUAAGGGCAGAAUUAAAGCUAAUCUUCAGCACUUUAAAAAAAAUUAAUCCCGCUCUAAGUUAAGGUUGCUGGAAGGGUGCUGUUGGCAGAGGCUGGAGAGAAGACGAGCAGUUUUCCCUCAAUAUGAGCUCUCCCGGCAGCCCGUGUGAAAACAGGAGUGAGAUGCUGUUCCUGGGUGAGGAGCCAGGCUGCAGCUUGGGUGGGUUUCCCAAUGUAUUUUUUUUCAGUGACUUCUGUGGGGGUUUUAAGUCAGAACAGCCUCCAGUUUCUGCUUCAAGUUUCUGGUACGUACGUCACUAAUGACUUAAGCUGAUGUAUGCCAUGCUGUGCUCAUGAAUGAGACCGCCUGUGCUUCAAGGACACUCCCAGGCCCCAGCGACAGGAGAAUCCCAUUAAUUACUGGCAAUCUGUCCAGCUGUCUGGCGGCUCGGUGCAGGCGCACUAGAGGCACCGCUCCUAAUCACAGGCGGGUUCGGCAGCUUUCAUUUUAGUCAGGGUUCAUUAAGACAACACCCAGUAAGUCACCUACGGCAGCCUUAUGUACUUAACUGCACGAACUGCCCCCUGCCUGAACCCAGGCCUCGGGAGGGGAUUAGUGUGUUCUAAAUCAAAAACUAAGAUUAACUAUUAAAUGACUUAAUGUUCUAAUUAAUCCCCUUUCCCUGCAGAAACUGUUUCUGCAUAACUUGGAUUAUCUGUACUUCAAAAGAAAUUCAUUUCUUUACAGGAUGUUAAAAUACCUGCUUUGAAAACAGGAUUUUUAAGAAUCUGUGUCGGUAGUGGAAUGAAUUUCUCUCUGGGGCAGGUGAGGGGGCAGUUCUCAGUCACAAAACGCAGAGGUAGCGCUACUUCAGAAGAAUGUCUAAUUAAAAACCCGUGCGGAACCGUCCAAAGAAUCUGAAGCCAUGUUGCAGUCCUACUGCCGUAACGCUCAGGGCUGGGAAGUUACUCUGCUCCACAAACGGCAUCUCAGAGGAGCUUUCGUGUGACGUAUGGGAGUAAAUCACAGCCGCGGCUCCCACGUCAGCCUCGCGUGGUGCUUUCACUGUCCCCCGAACAGCUUCACCACCCACAGCUGCGCUUUAAAGUUGGUACUGGCAAGAUGCAGCCUCAGUCCAGGGCACUAAAACGCUAUGCAACACCACAUGGCUGCUGCUUCCCACACAGUCAUCGUUCCUUUACAGUCAUCCCAGCUUUAUCUCAUCCGGACAUCACCCAGGAAACCUGCUGGGGGUUAGAGUUUACCUAGGGCUUGUCACGGUUUUGUUUUCCCUUUGAAUGAGUAGCUGAUGGGUCCUGCUUACAGCCCACGACUGGGCUCGUUCCUUUGUCUUUUGGGUGUGAAAUAUAAAUCAUGUUUUUAUGAUUUCUUUUGUAAAUCUUUACUCUUUUUACACCUUGUUUUUUGUAAGCUGAAGUUUCUUAUUAAAACAAAUGAAAUUCCA